GAACAGGGGCGCCGCUGGAAACAGACAGAGGAAUGCGAAUCUUCGCAGGUGAUUGCCGGUUAUUUGUUGGUGCUCGCACUUGAAACAUGGGCAAGGGAAAUAGUAAACUCAAGGGGGAAGUGGUAGCCAAGCUCGCUAAGGAAACCUAUUUUACGGAAAAAGAAGUUCGGCAGUGGUACAAAGGUUUUCUUAAAGAUUGUCCAAAUGGCCAACUAACAGAACAUGGUUUUCUACGGAUAUAUAAACAGUUCUUCCCCCAGGGGGAUCCUUCCAAAUUUGCCUCUUUAGUCUUUAGAGUCUUUGACGAAAAUAAGGAUGGUGCAAUUGAAUUUGAGGAAUUCAUCCGAGCCUUAUCGGUAACGUCGAGAGGUAGUCUGGAGGAAAAGCUUGUAUGGGCUUUUAAACUCUACGAUGUUGAUAACGAUGGUUACAUUACCCGUGAAGAGAUGUAUAGCAUCGUCGAUGCCAUAUAUCAAAUGCUGGGUAAUCAAGCCAAAGUUGAAGAAUCUGAAGAUGAUCCGAAAAAACGAGUUGAUAGGAUCUUUGAGCAAUUGGACAAAAAUCAUGAUAACCAGCUUUCUCUAGAAGAAUUCAAAGAAGGCUCUAAACAUGAUCCGAAGAUAGUUCAGGCGCUGACGCUUUACGCUCCUUAACCGAAUAUUUAUUUUGCCCUUGCAUUCCACCAAAAGCACAACAAGACAACACUACACAGAGACUCUUUUCGCACAUAUCACACUUUACCCUUUUCCAGAACCCCCUUUUACAGGGUGCCCGUUACAUUUUGUUCCUUUACCGAUAACUGAAAUUAAUUACUUAAGAAAAUGACACUAUUAUUAUUGUUUUUUUCCAUAAAUAUUUGUCUUAGGAGAUUUGUUAUAAAUAAGGAAUUUAUUUCUACUUAGACAUGAUACAUGAAUUUUAUCUAUUUUCCAAUAAAUUAUUUCAAUUACAAAAUAAAAGUGAGAUUUGAUCUUUAUUUUCGCAAAUAUUUAUCUAAAUUGUUUCUGUUAUUAAAAGGUAAUUUUUUUAAAUAUACAAUAAACGUAGAUUUUGUUCCUUAACUGAUAAAUAGGUUCAGUUAUAAAAAAAGAACUAAAUACUAAUCUUACAAAUAAUUUUACAUUCAUUAUAGAGUAGUUUAUUUCUGCAUACAAUAAAUAUUAAUUUUGUUCCUUUACCAGUAAAUAAGCUUAAUUAUGGAAAAAAGUAAGACUAUUCAGACAUUUGUUAAAAGUGAAUUUGUCUUUAAUAAGAUACAUAUUAUUACGAACAAUAAAUACACAUUUUUAAUUUUAGCGUUUUGUAUUUUAUGUAUUUAUUCAUCAACUAUGU
Messenger RNA from Parasteatoda tepidariorum (common house spider), 1332 nucleotides. RefSeq names its product frequenin-2. The record is from RefSeq and is a predicted model, not a curated record. Gene Ontology annotation, molecular function: calcium sensitive guanylate cyclase activator activity; calcium ion binding. NCBI's taxonomy places the organism in Eukaryota, Metazoa, Arthropoda, Arachnida, Araneae, Theridiidae.